Brienomyrus brachyistius is the source of this 1662-nucleotide messenger RNA. Its product is annotated as interleukin-18-binding protein-like. Lineage: Eukaryota; Metazoa; Chordata; Actinopteri; Osteoglossiformes; Mormyridae. The record is from RefSeq and is a predicted model, not a curated record. Bases 152 to 625 code for a protein of 157 amino acids. The transcript has 6 exons.
AAUGUUUCUUGAACGUCUUGUGUCACUCGGUAGUGACGUCUGCGAUUUGAUGAUUCACACGUGAGUUGUGUGUUUAAAAGUGGGAAGGAUCUUUAAAGAGCGGCAUGUUCUUUGAGUUCGAGUGCAUCUGAAACUGACAGCCCGUCGAAGCAUGGAGCAGCAGCGGCCAGCGCUGACAGUCGGCUGUCAUGGGCCUGUGAUCAGUGCUUUCCUCGUUGCCCUAUUGGGAACCCUGUGCUGCCAUAUUGCGGCUGACACUCCUCCAGACUUGAGGCCUCCUAAAAUUGAGGCACUAACAAAAUCUACAUUCAACCCCCGCCCUGGGAAGCCGCUGAACUUGUCUUGUGAGGCAGAUCCCGGAUUCCCAGGUGUUUUCACUCUCAUUUACUGGUUGGUAAAUAAUACGUUUGUGGAGCUGCUGCACCCUGCUGGUAGGAUCACCGAAGGUGAGGAGAGUGAGAGCACAGUCAACAAUUCAGUGGUCGUCCGGAAGGAUCUGAUGUUGACUGUUGUUAAGCCCAAGGAUUUCAGCGCCAGUUACACCUGCGUUGUGAUGAGCCCCACAGGAAAGGACUCAAGGACAGUUAGACUGAGGCGGAGGAAGAGGAAGAUGUCUCCCACCUGAGUCUGACGGUGCCGUGGACGGUUGUUUGCUCUUGCUGUAAACUCAUAGAUGUUAUCGUCACCCCCCCCCAGCCUCCGCUAUGUACAAACUGCAGUGCCUUUUUUUUUCUCGCCGACCUCAUUUGGUUUAAAGUUGUUAUAAUAUUUUUGAAACAAAUGCUGCCCAAAGAGAGUAUGUGUGCAUAUAUAGUGGCUUUCAAAAAUAUUCAACCCCCCCCCCUCCAAGUUACCAGAUUUUCCUGAAUUACAAAUUAAACAUACAUAUUUCCUUCAUGCCAGUAUUUCUAUUUGAAACUCAGUGUCUAACUGUAAAUUUUUAUUUCAUUUGUCAAUGAAUCUUUUUUUUUUUAAAUGGUACAACUGAAAGAUGCUGCUUGCUGAAGUACUUACAGUCAUUACCACUAAAUUUCUGUGCAAUUUUAUUUUAUUUUUUAAAGUUCAGGAGUGAUUUUCGCUCAUUCGUCCUUGCAGACAUGAUCCAGCCCCCUCAGCUUGACUGGAUGUCACUUGUCUGCAGUUUUCAAAGUAUUUCAAAGUUCGCCACAGAUUCCCUAUAAGAUUCACAUUUGGACUUUGACUUAGCCACUGUAGAAAUGCAGCAUUUUUUAUUUUUGUUGUUUCGCUGACACAAUUGAUUUUCACUGUAUGUAUUGUGGUUUCUGCCCCAUGUUUGCCCACAUUCUGCUCAUUGAUGUCUCUUGGCUUUAAUAUUCCCUGUAUCACUGCUUAUGGGACAUUUGUUAUGGGGGCAAGAUUUGCAACGUUUUUCAUACUUUUGUUGGUUUGCAGCAAUUUAGUCUGUCUAGUAUUUUGGCGCUCUGGGAUUAUGAAUUUUUUCCGCUACUCUGUAGAAUACCAUCCCUGCUGUAGCCACGUUCCUCUGCUUUGUUCCCUGUCCUUCCUGAAACAGGGCAUCACGUUGGACAAAUGUUUGCGAGAUCAAUGGGUGACCUGUAAUCUGGAUUUUGGUGACGGCUCAAUAGUAAACUGUUCCUCGCUCUUAUUCUUAAAGUUAAUAAUUAAAAAAAAUCAAGAAUG